UAUACAUACAUACACACACAACAGAAAGAGAUCGAAAGAGAGAAGCGGUGAAAAAGGUAUAUAUAGCCUGCAGCCAUGGCCAUGGGAAGAGGAGGAGGAGAACUCCAAUUAAUCAAUGAGCUUGAAGCUGAGCACGACAGUUUGCUAUGGGGAUUCGAAGGCGAAAUUGAUGAAGAUGACGAUGAAGAGAAAUGCACCGGAAUCAUGAGCAAUAACCAGAAGACGAAGAAGAAGAGCAAGAAGAAUGAUGGUCGUGGUGAAUGCUCGGAAGAACUGUUGGGGAAACAGCAGGUUGAUGAACAUGAACUCCAUAUUUGGACUGAGAGAGAAAGGAGGAAGAAGAUGCGCAAUAUGUUCUCUACUCUCCACUCUCUCCUCCCUCAUCUCCCUCCUAAGUCGGAUAAGACGAGCAUCGUCGACGAAGCCAUAAGGCAGAUAAAGAAGCUGGAGCAAACCCUAGAGGACCUCCAGAAGCAGAAGCUCCAGGACCUCCCGGGGACGGGACUCACAAUCCAAUCCAGGGAGGCUUUUCUGGCGGACCAGUGCUCCUCGCCGGCGCCGGCUCCAUUCGCCGGCGGCGGCGCCGACUUCCCCCCCGUUUUCAAGACGUGGACAGCUCCGAAUGUGACGCUGAGCGUUUGCGGAGACGACGCCCAUUUCAGCCUCUGCAGUGUACGGAAGCCCGGCCUCCUCACCGCCGUCUGCUUCGUCGUCGAGAAGCACAAACUCGACGUCGUCUCUGUGCACGCGUCGUCCAAUCGGAAUCGGAUCUUGUACAUGAUCCAUGCCCGACUAAGUGCAAAUGUAGCUUCAGACAGAUUCUUGCAUGCAUUUCCAGUGGAAGCAAUAUACAAGCAAGCAGCAGCUGAGAUUAUGCUAUGGAUGAAUUCUUAAGUUUUUUAUUUAAUUAUAUAAUUCUAUCAUUAUUUUCAUCUAUCGCUAUUAGGGUAUCUCAUGUUUGAAUGAUAUUUAAACGAUUUGAUCGGACCAUUCAUAUUUAUAAUUAAGGUGUAUCUUUUUUUUCGAAAGUCUAUUUGAAAGAACUUU
Andrographis paniculata is the source of this 1047-nucleotide messenger RNA. Its product is annotated as transcription factor bHLH95-like. Gene Ontology annotation, molecular function: DNA-binding transcription factor activity; protein dimerization activity. NCBI's taxonomy places the organism in Eukaryota, Viridiplantae, Streptophyta, Magnoliopsida, Lamiales, Acanthaceae. The coding region runs from base 76 to 894 and encodes 272 amino acids. The transcript is spliced from 3 exons. The record is from RefSeq and is a predicted model, not a curated record. Gene Ontology annotation, biological process: regulation of DNA-templated transcription; endosperm development.